AUGGAAUCAUUAUUCGAAGAGAAGACUGAAGACAAAGUCUUUCAGACCCUUGCCCCUUUUGCGUUUUCUCCAUCCGUAUUACCAUGGGAUCGCUUUUCCAGAUGGAUUUAUUGUAUUUGUGUUGUUACUUUUGAUUUAGAACUCGGACAAGCCAUGGAGAUGAUUUAUCCAGCUCAUGUGAAACUGACAGAAAAAGAGAAGAUGAGCAUCUGCUACAUGGCUUUUCCGGAUUCUAACUCUGGCUGCAUGGGCGACACACAGUUUUUCUUUCGGAUGAGGCAAUGCCCCCUCAGGAGGCCCGUUGUUUCUUGUCACGAGAACUACAAUCUAAACUGUGCGGUGGCAGUGCAGAUGGAUCAAUCCCAUUUCUUUGGAUUCGUCUACUUUCGGCAAGUUAAAGACAAGAAUAUACCCAGAGGAUAUUUUCAGAAAUCUGUGGUCUUACUGACAAAGCUUCCCUUGGUUUCGUUGUUUACGGAAGUUCUGGCCAAAAUUGCUCCAUCCUUCUUCAGCUCUGGAGAACCGAGCAUAGAAUCUGCUUGUCACGAUGUUGAUCAAUGGCCUUCCCCUGUGCCUGGUGUGCCUCUCAGUCUUCCGCUUAUGGGUCAUGUACUACAGGUGAGAAUAUCCUUUCUUAAAACUUGGCUCAUAUGGUGCUUUCUUCCUGUCUUGUCUCAUAUACAGUUGUUAUGGGAACUUGUCAUUACGUCAGAACCAAUCAUUGUGAUGGCUGGAUCACCCAAUGUCACCUGUGAAAUGGUUCAAGCGCUCAUAAGCAUGAUCUGGCCGCUGCAGUACUGCUGUGACUACAGACCAUUCUUCACUAUUCACGACAGUGAGUUCAAGGAGUACACAACCAAAGUCCAAGCACCUCCUCCUGUAAUCCUGGGUGUUACGAAUCCCUUUUUCGCCAAAACAUUGCAACAUUGGCCUCACAUUAUUAGGAUAGCAUCUGGUAGUGCCAAUAAACACAAGAUUAAGCGAGCCGGAAAUAUCAAGUCUUUAGAUUCGAAGCCUGGCUUAUACACAAAGUAUAAAUCUUUUCUUAGCAAAGAUAAAGAUAUCUUAAAGAAACUUAUAAAGGGUCUCCAGACAGAUCGCCCACCCGAAGUCCAGAAUGCACCUCUAAGGCACUUUUUGUUGGAAAUCACUCAGAGCUUCAUGAUCCCAUUGGAAAGGUACAUGGCUAGUUUAAUGCCGCUUUUGAAAAACAUCUCCCCACACAAGGACACUCCUGUUCCUCGUCCCUUUAAUCCUGAUGACUUCUUGAAGUCUGUCGAACAGUCCGGACCUCAGCUCACCAGUGGAAUCCGAGGGAAUUGGAGUGGACUUUACAGGAGGUUCUUUAGAAGUGCCAACUUUGCUGGAUGGUAUAACUCCAGGUACAAAGAGGUCCUUCUCACACUUCAAGGUCUACAUAUACAAGCCAUAUCAGAAGCAGACAUGCUAGAUUGGAUUAAAAACAAGGAGGAAGUAGAAGUUGUGGACCUGGUGUUGCGACUCAGGAAGAAGUUGGCUGCUGCCGAGGCAGGGAACCUCUCCCUUCCAGAAAAAACGGUGGAGAAGCUUCAGUCCCAAGUUCAAUCCAUCAUUGCCACAUUGCCUGAAGACCUCCAAAAUGUCCUGAAAUGA
Uloborus diversus is the source of this 1632-nucleotide messenger RNA. RefSeq names its product protein DENND6B-like. Gene Ontology annotation, molecular function: guanyl-nucleotide exchange factor activity. The record is from RefSeq and is a predicted model, not a curated record. Gene Ontology annotation, cellular component: recycling endosome. Lineage: Eukaryota; Metazoa; Arthropoda; Arachnida; Araneae; Uloboridae. The transcript has 18 exons. Bases 1 to 1632 code for a protein of 543 amino acids.